This is a messenger RNA of Uloborus diversus, 1458 nucleotides long. Its product is annotated as fibroblast growth factor receptor-like 1. NCBI's taxonomy places the organism in Eukaryota, Metazoa, Arthropoda, Arachnida, Araneae, Uloboridae. Bases 1 to 1458 code for a protein of 485 amino acids. The record is from RefSeq and is a predicted model, not a curated record. The transcript is spliced from 7 exons.
AUGCUGACCUUCGGAAAGUUGAAUGUCGUUCUUUGCUCCGUGUUUCUCAUAUUUUACAGUUAUGGACCUAAAAGUAUUUUAGCAGAAGGUCCACCCAGAAAACUUGCCAUUGCUGAUGACGAGAGAAUCACAUUUGCUCAAGCGAAUCAAAGCAUAGUUCUAAAAUGUCCAAUAGAAAUGACAGAAUAUCAAACAUUUGUUGAUUGGUUCAAAGGCAACAUGUCAUUAUAUAUGGAGAAAGGCUACGAACUGACACACAAAGGAACUCUGAAAAUUAAACUGGUUACAAAACAUCAUGCCGGAACGUAUACUUGCGAGGGCAUCAAUGGUCAUGGGACUGUUAGAGUUAAUAUUACUCUUAUAGUCGACAAUCCAGAAGUUGAAGACACGAAAAACAAUCCAGCUAAUCCUAACUCUGCGAACAGGAUUCAUGGAUUUCCUCCAUUGAUAAAGAAGAGAGCUUCCACUCAUUUCGUCGAUGAUGUAGGAGGGCAGGCCACGUUCCACUGCGUUGCCUCUGGUGAGCCUACGCCCCAUAUAUUUUGGCUGAAGGACGGCCAUUUGAUUGAAGCAUCAGAGAACGAUGUGCGAACGAAAGGAAAGGCUCACUCUACCCUCAAAGUCAGAGGACUCAAGAAAUCCGAUGCAGGAAUAUAUAAAUGUAUAGCACGGAAUAACAAAGGAGAAAGUCACAUGGAUUUUUCCCUAGAAGUAACUGAUCCCUCAUCUCCACCCCGAAUCAUAGCUUUAGAGCCUCCAAAUGUUACCAUCAAGGAAGGAGCGACAGCUGUCUUCUGGUGUGAAGUAGACAGUAGACCAGGACUGAAACUGCACAUCAAAUGGCUGAAGAAAGUGUUUAAGGAAGAAAUUGGGCAUUCAACGCUUUCAAAUGACCUGACAUUAUUUCGCUCCGGAACAACAUAUUACAGACCUCUGAAUUUCUCGGAUGGAACCACAGCUACCGAUGGAGUAUACAAGUCGAAACUGCUUAUUAGAAACACAGAGAAAGAAGAUUCUGGAACUUAUGUCUGUUUGGCCCUAAAUGAUAAAGGGUUCAGUUUCAAAAACGUCACCUUAACUGUGAUUGGAACAGUCAAGACAGUGCCAAAUACAUCAUCCUAUUUUGCAAACAGCAGCACCACAUUAGUUGUGAUUGUCAUCAUUGCAUUUGUGACCUUCUUAUCGGCAGUAAUUCUCGGCUCCCGUUUAUGUUGCAGAGGAAAGUCUUCUCAGAAAGGCAUUAUAAACAAUACAACAGCUGUAGACACUGAAGCUGGAAAGCCCAGUCAAGCCGCAACUUCUGUGAGGAAGCCGAUGAAAAAGGAUUUCAUUCCAUACAUCGAAGUCAGGGAUCCGCAUUCAGCUUCAAAACUGCUGUGCAGCGAUACGAACUACAUCUACGACUACUGUGAAGAUCAAGUUUCGAGGACGUCUCAGGUCAAGUCUUAUGCACACUGA